UCUGGACUGGACAAUGUGACAUACUUAAUCUCAAGAAAGAAAUCAUAAAGGCUCUGUUUUAAAAUGCUAUUUUUAUGAUAGAACAUGGCAUACAACAACAGAAAUACGAAAGCUGGGACAAAUAAGAUAAAUACGUCUGGAAUAAACAGUACAACACUUGCAGCAGUAGCAUUACAAGAUCACUAUACUAGAACUCUAGCCUUAGGAAGAACAUUUGGACCAAAACAAAUAAGUCUAGGCCCAGCUGCUAAAGCUAAACAAAAGAAGGAAGUAAGAUCUGUUGUGGAUACAGGAAGAGCAAAACCAAGACCAAAGCAAAGUAAUGAACAAGAAGAAUAUGUUUUAGAUGCAAAACCACCACCAUUAACCCUUGCUCAGAAGUUUGGACUUAUUGAUGCUCCUGAAAAGUUACUCACUGAAGAAGAAUGGCAAGGUGUGAAAUCUAAGUCUAAUACACGAGAAGACUCACAUCAACCUUGUGUUAUAUGUAAAGAAGAUUUUGGACUUCAACAACAGGUGUUACUUUCAUGCAGCCAUGUUUUCCAUAGAGCAUGCCUUCAUGCUUUUGAAAGAUAUACAGGGAAAAAAACCUGUCCCAUGUGCAGACGUGAACAAUAUCAAUCAAGAGUAAUACAUGAAGGUUCUAAACAACAUAAAAUUAAAAGUGCAACAAGAAUUCAGGCAGUUUGGAGAGGUCAUGUAGUGCGGUGCUGGUAUAAAAAAUUUAGAGAGUCAGUACCCCCAACAGAUCCAAAUUUACGUAAGAAAUUUUAUGAAGAAAAGUUACAAAGUAUAACAGACAGAAUGGUGAGAUCCUGUGAUUUCCAAGUCAAUGAUUUUUUGAGAGAAUUAGAUCAGUCAUUACAAGCAAGUAGAAAUGUCUUCAAAAAUUUUGAUGCUAUGUUUCAUAUUGUAUCUGAGGAUGAAUGGGAACAGAUACAACUAAAGGCUGUUCAAAGAGAAGAAAUGGACUGUCCAAUAUGUCUGCAAUCAUUAGCAGACGUAGAAGAUAAAAUGGAAACUGCAGUCGUACAGGAUAAACCAAAAAGCAAGAAUGAAAACAGGAAUAUUAAUUCUCGGCACAAGAGAUCGAAACAGUGUAAACAAGAGCUUUCAUGUAUUCAGAAAGUGAUAAAGCAACAAAAUUCUGAUGACUUAAAAAAUAAAAUAAGUGUGGAUAGUGAAGUAAACCACGAAGAGAAAAAAUCAUUUGCCAAAUCUCGAAAGACAGUGCUUCUGUCAUGUUCACAUGUUUUCCAUGAGACUUGUCUGAUGACAUUAGAGGAAUUAUCUAUGGGAGAAAUUCGUAACUUAUGUCCAGUCUGUCGGACUUUAUAUCAAAAGAAAGUCAUAUAUUUGUAGAUUUAACAUAUUUAUAUACAAAUUAUAUACAAUUUAUUUUUAUGUUACAAAUAAUAAUUUAUAUAUAAAUAAAUCACAUGCCAU
Messenger RNA from Patella vulgata (common limpet), 1446 nucleotides. Its product is annotated as RING finger protein 32. Gene Ontology annotation, molecular function: protein binding. The transcript is spliced from 9 exons. The record is from RefSeq and is a predicted model, not a curated record. Lineage: Eukaryota; Metazoa; Mollusca; Gastropoda; Patellidae. Bases 85 to 1362 code for a protein of 425 amino acids.